AUGGAGAGUGGACAACUUGUCGCGGCGAAUCUCUUGAUUUGCAAUGCGCUGCACCCAACAAUGCCAGAAAGGGCAAGGUUGCCCGACCUUGCAGAGGCCAUCGAGGCCUUAGAUGCAGCCACAGCGGCCAGAAGUCUGUGUGCCGUGCAGCGUUCCAGCGGCGCGGCAGCGCACGCCGAACCGGUUGACAUCGAGGUCGUUGUGGACUCAGGGUCCGAUGCUUCUUGUUUGCCGAUGAGCUGGGGAACGAUUGGGCAAUCCGGCGGUGCCGACUCCCAGUGGUACCGCGGUGCCCAAGGAAACCGCAUAUCAGGCCGAGAGAUGCGCACGGCCACGAUUGAGAUUGCUGGGGUGAAGUUCCGUGAGCAUUGGCUGCUUUCGAGUGUUGCCCAGCCUCUCUUUUGUGUUGGCAAGCUCAUGAAGCGAAAUGGUUGGGACAUUAUCCAUGAUGCUGACAGGGUUCCGCACCUCACGAGCCCUGAUGCUAGAGUCCGCGUCCCACUGUUUUACAAGAACUACAGCUUGCAUGCAAAAGGUUUCAUCCGAGGAGUCGCGGCCUCUGAGGCCGAUGGUCAGCCAGGCAUCAGAGCACUUGAAGUUUCAGGCCCAUGGCUUGAGCUGUCUGAGGAAUUUCAUGAAGUUGCUCCUCUUGUGUAUGCCCGGCGGGACUUCAGCGAUUGCGUCGUUGAUUGUUCAGUGGCAUUGUCAGUGCCUCACCUGAGCCUUGGAGUGCAUUAUCGCACGACGCUUGUGCAGGACGGUUCGAGUUGGAAUGUCAUCGAGUUGAAUCAGGAUCUGUCCUUGCUUGAACAGCCCGAAGUUGAGUUUGAGCCGAAGGAAACGCGGCAUGUGAUCACCGUUGCGUCUUGUGACAAGAUCGAUGUUGAUGUGCUGUUUAAUCAGCAUGCAACCGGCCCGCCAGAGGCCGAGCAGGAUGCAAACAUGUCCGAAGCAGGGCUUCCUGAGUUCCCUGCUGAUUCCCUUGAUGAAAUGCUUGAAGAUGCGCCGGCCGGAGGGAUUGGAGAGGUUGACCCAGGUGAAGCCCCCAUCGGUGCCGAUGCAAGUGCAGCGCCAGACGACUCAGAGCAAGCCAGAGGCCACAUCGUUGUUGAUGGAGUUGAGCUGCAUGAAGGUUGCAAUCUUAAGACAUUGCGUGCUGCGUGCAAAGCCCUAGGCGCAGGCCAGAGCGGCGGCAAAGCCACGGUGUUGUCGAGGAUAGCCGGCCAUCUUGACGUCACCAAGUCCAGCAUGAUUCAAUUGCUUUGCAAAGCGAGCCGCGUCAGCAAGCCCCCGCCUGAUGGCGAACGCGGGGAAAAGCUUAUUUGCUUAAUUGCCAAGGAUGCCCACACUGGUGCCUGCGCUGCCAUCCCUACACCUGCCAAGGGAGGUUCGGUAGCUUUUCGGUUUCUAGUUGCCGAGCUUUGCAAGUUCAUCAGCUUUUGCGGUCAUUCCGAAGUCACCCUGCGAUCUGACGGCCAGCCCACUUGCCGAGCGCUGCAACAGGGUGUAAAGGACUUUAGGGAUAAGCUUAAGCUUGUUUCGCACCUUGAGCAAGUCGAGAAGGACAGCCAUGAAGGCAAUCCAGCAGAGCAGGCAGUCGAGCAGCUCAGACAGUUGACCGGGACACUUUUGUCUCAGGUCGAGCGUGAAAUGGGCCAGAAAAUUUCAACGAUGUCCCCGAUCCACGCGUGGGCUUGGAAGCAUGCAGCAUGGUUGCGCACCAGGUAUGCGCGGACUGAAGCGCACAGCCCCUUCGAGAUCAUCACCGGCAGACCAUAUCUUGGCAAGCUAGUGAGUUUCUGCGAAGUUGUGUAUGCCAGGGUGAAGUCUUCGAUCAAAGGGAAGGCCCGAUGGGUCGAUAUGAUUUCGCUUGGAAAGCUUGGAAUUUCAGAUUUGCAUUUUGGGGCCACCCAGGGAGGUUUUCUGAUUUCCAGCCGGAGUGUGCGGCGGUUGCCUAAGCAAUUUGACGCGAAUUUUCUUGAGUACGUUCACGACAUGCCUUGGACACAAGCCUCGUUCCUGGCGGGGCAGUCAGGGCAGUCUAGGCUCCAGAAGUCGAUUGCAGGCAAGAGUGAGGAAGCCAGCGACCAAGCUAAGUUGCCGGAAGUCGUUGCCAAUGAUGGGCCGAGGCCCAUGCUGCGUCCAGAGCCUCUUGUGCCAGAUGACACUGCUUUGUCUGCAUUUCUUCCGCCACCUCCAUUGCUGAUUUCGCCAGACCCUCCGACCCCUUUGUGA
Messenger RNA from Symbiodinium sp. CCMP2592, 2235 nucleotides. The record is from the annotation of a GenBank genome assembly. Lineage: Eukaryota; Dinophyceae; Suessiales; Symbiodiniaceae.